GGUCGAUCUGGAUUGUAUUUGAAGAGGGAGUGACCAGGUAUGAGGGUCGUGCAAUUUAUUACAUUUCAGUAAAUCAUUCACUGUGACUCCCAGUUUCUAGAUUAAUCAGACUGUGUCAUUGGACUAUAUAGAGAGGAAGGGGCCGUGCUCGACAGGUCAGUGCAUCUCUUCGAUAUUACAGAGAAGUUGGAGGUGAACGGAACCGUGGUGCGGCUGAAGCGCUCGCCGUGUCAGCCGUGAGAAGCUCCGUUCAGCUCUGAGCCCAGCCCCGUGGGCCUCCCAGCACCAGGAUGGUUCCCUUCAUCCUCUGCCUGCUGCCUGCUCUCCUAGCUACAACGAAUGCACAAGCACAAAGCACAAAAUGCCUUCAGUGCUCCGGCUCAGCAGACUCCUCCUGCCAGCCUGCGGCAGGGACCUGCCCAGUAACAGCGGGUACAGGCGGCUGCAUUAAAGUGGCAGAAGAAAAUACACUGAUUGGGGAAAAGACCACGGGCUUCGCCAGAAGCUGUUUAGCUGAUUAUAAUAGUGGCAUAAAUGCCGCCAUAACUUACACUGCUGGGAAUGGCAAGUAUCUGCGGAUCAACACCAACCGAUGCAACAACGCAGAUAACUGUAACUCGGGCACACUGGCAGUGCCCACGGUGGACGCUGCCGCGAAUGGGCUGCAGUGCCCAACCUGCUUUGCUCUGAACUCCGAUCCCUGCGACAGCCAAAUCACCCCUUGUACAGGGGAUGAGAAAUAUUGCAUCGAUUUCGCUGGGACCCUAACAAAAGGUUCAACUGUUUCAACAUUUGUUGCAAAAGGCUGCGCUACUGCGUCCACAAAAGACAUUCAACCUGGAACCUCCCUGGUUUCUGCAGUCUACACAUUCAUGUUCACAAAGGUGAGCUCCCAAGCUGCAGAGAAAAUAACCCCCACCACCAAACCACCCGCCGCCGCCACCAAACCAACUACUGCCACCACCAGUGGGGCCAGCCCGGCUCUGGGGAGAUUCUCCUUCGCCCUCUACCUGCCUGGCCUGACUGGGCUGCUGCUGGUGAAGCUGCUCGCCUGACCCCCGCCCAGCACGGCCCCCGCAGCACCUGAUUCCUGUGCGUUGCAGCCCGAGCUCGGAAUCGAACGUUAAUUCUAUUGAUUACUUACAAAUUCCCAAUGAUCACUCGGAGGUCUGGCAGGCUCUAGUUCUAAGAUCGGGGCUGGUAUCAUAAAAUUGCAGUUCAGUUGGGAACAACGGUCGCAGCCCUCGCACUGGAGGAACCUUCUGUGUUUCUAAUCGUGGAUCACACAUUUAGCAGAGUCCCAAAGGCUCCAGCCCAGGAAGGGGGACAGCGGUAACACAGAAUGUCCAUCUGAACCGCCCGUUCUCGCACUGCCCCUUGCAGAACAACCGGAAAUGUUAGUCAUUAUCUUCCUCCUCACCAGCACCUUCCUCCUCUUCACCCGGGGCCGUGAUCCGGGCACCCCCCAAACGCUGCCUCUCGCUUGCCUCCUGCCCACAGGCUGGGGUGUGACUUUUAUAAUGUUACGCUGACGCCACUGUGCCUAAUGCCUAUUCAGUAGGGGCUUCUCCCCUCCUCCUUAUCUGUAUCUCCUCACCCUGCCGAUGUCGGGGUCCCUUCUCCUGUAGGUUAGGAUGUUACUGAUCUCAGCUUAUUCUCAAACACGUCAAUUCCUUGCCAGGGCUGGUUUGUGGUCAGACAUCUGCAGACGUUCCCGUCCUACAAUAUCCCAAAGCCGGGGUUAGCUCACGUCCCUGUGGCUGGCUGGUGUCGUUACGGACAAACCGCCCCUUUAAACACUCUGUUCCCAGUCCCCCAAAACUUAGGGGUGACCGUUGGGCCAUUUAUCUGUGCUAAAGUUCAUAGGCCCCCCCCAAGCCUUAUGGUACCUGCUGCAGCCAGCGUCUUACGGGAGACAGGCCUGGGGGUUCCUUGUGUUGCAGCUGGAUGAAAUGAAUGCUAAAGCUGGCUCGAUGAGUGACAGAAUAAAGGCCUGAAGUCCCAGCUGCACCCCCUCCGACGCCCCUUUGCGCUGCCGGGCGGCGCAAAGAGGCCAUAGCCAAGGGUCUGCCCAGCGCAUGGGUGUGUCUGUCCCGGUGCCUCACGGCUGGCUGGAAUCUCUCUGUGCAUUAGCAAAUUCACUGAAUAAAUCAGG
This is a messenger RNA of Mauremys mutica (yellowpond turtle), 2155 nucleotides long. Its product is annotated as phospholipase A2 inhibitor and Ly6/PLAUR domain-containing protein-like. The transcript has 6 exons. Bases 291 to 1055 code for a protein of 254 amino acids. NCBI's taxonomy places the organism in Eukaryota, Metazoa, Chordata, Testudines, Geoemydidae. The record is from RefSeq and is a predicted model, not a curated record.